This is a messenger RNA of Meleagris gallopavo (turkey), 549 nucleotides long. The record is from RefSeq and is a predicted model, not a curated record. Lineage: Eukaryota; Metazoa; Chordata; Aves; Galliformes; Phasianidae.
GGAGCUGGCGGCGUCGGGAAGAGCGCGUUGACCAUCCAGCUCAUCCAGAACCACUUCGUGGACGAGUACGACCCCACCAUCGAGGAUUCGUACAGAAAGCAGGUUGUCAUUGAUGGAGAGACGUGCUUGUUAGAUAUUCUGGACACUGCAGGACAGGAAGAAUACAGUGCUAUGCGAGAUCAGUACAUGAGAACUGGGGAAGGAUUCCUUUGUGUGUUUGCCAUUAACAACAGUAAAUCAUUCGCUGAUAUUAACCUUUACAGAGAGCAAAUCAAGAGAGUGAAAGACUCAGACGAUGUGCCAAUGGUGCUGGUUGGGAAUAAGUGUGAUUUGCCCACAAGGACAGUAGAUACAAAACAGGCUCAAGAAUUAGCAAAAAGUUAUGGCAUUCCCUUCAUAGAGACAUCAGCUAAAACGAGACAGGUAAGAUGUUUCUGUUCUUUGGCUCUAUGUUAAAUGAAGAGUGGUUUAUCUCUGUUCUUUUUCAUCGUUAGCUGUAGAAAUAAACACUUCUAAAUCAAUUUGAAAUUUUAGCUUUUGAUUUAAUAU